Molecule: messenger RNA, 3624 nt
Organism: Prinia subflava (tawny-flanked prinia)
Lineage: Eukaryota; Metazoa; Chordata; Aves; Passeriformes; Cisticolidae
Product: UDP-glucuronosyltransferase 2A2-like
Exons: 8
Coding region: 392-2620 (742 amino acids)
Molecular function (GO): glucuronosyltransferase activity
Source: RefSeq, a predicted model, not a curated record
UUUUGAGUGAGGCUCACAGUGACAGUUGCCAUCAUUCCGUAUUUCAUUACUUCCUCCUUUUGAAAAGUCCAGUUCAGAGGGUAACUUUCUUAAGCUCCUGCCUGAUAACCAAUCCUCCUGGAGCAGCCCAGGCACAGAGGAGGGAAGCAGCAAGGAAAAGCAACAAACUGGUGUAGUAAAUUGCAACUUGCAACUCAGAGAACAAUGUUUAUGUACCUUGGAAGACUCUGCUAGAGCUUAGACAAAACACAGGUUAUAAAGGCACUACCUGUGCAACAGCAAAGUCUCACUUCUGCUAAGAGUGCUAGUGAGGAGCCAUCAAACAACACAGAGGUGCAACACUCCCAACUGGAAGGGAAAAUUCCCAAACUAUCCAGCCCUAGGCUCUGCCAUGGCCAUGAAAACAAUCGGCUCAAAGAAAUACCUCCAGCUGCUCCUUUUUCAGGUUGUUCUUCUAGGGCCUGUCUUCUGUGGGAAGAUACUGGUUUGGCCAACAGAAGGCAGCCACUGGCUGAAUAUGAAUAUAAUUAUACAGGAGCUCAUCCGCCGUGGGCACAGCUUUACAAUCCUGGUAUCCAACGCUACCCUCUACAUUGAACCCAGGCCUAAGGCCACGGAGAAGUUUGAGACCUAUAACGUGCCCUUCAAGAAAGAUGUUCCUGAGAGCCUGAUUAAUGGAAUAGUGGAUCUAUGGCUCAACAACAGGCCAACUGUCUUGACCUUCUGGCAGUUUUACAAGGAGCUGGGAAGGCUGUCCGUAGGCUGGCAGGAGAUGAACAAAAUGAUGUGUGAUGCAGUGCUGACCAACCAAGAGCUGAUGGCUCGUCUGCAGGGGUCUGGCUUUGACCUGCUGCUGUCAGACCCUGUGACCCCCUGUGGGGAACUCCUGGCUCUCAAGCUGGGAAUUCCCUUUAUCUACUCACUACGUUUCUCCCCAGCCUUCACUCUGGAAAGGCACUGUGGCAAGAUCCCCACCCCACCAUCCUACACACCUGCAGCCCUUUCUGAGCUCACUGACCACAUGUCUUUUGGGGAGAGAGUAAAAAACUUUGUGUCUUACCACCUGCAAGACUACGUUUUCCAGAGCUACUGGGGACAUUGGGAUAUCUACUACAGCAAGGCCUUAGCUGACAACAGCCACUGGCUGAACAUGGAGCACAUACUACAGGAGCUUGUGGUCCAGGGCCAUGAGGUGACCGUGCUGCUGCCUUCAUGCUUCCUCAUCCUCAAUCCCAUGCAGCCCUCACCCUUCCAGUUUGAGGUGAUUGAGGUGCUAAUCACCACAAAAGAGAUGAUUGACUUAAUGGAUGAAACUUUAUAUUUUUUUAAUGAGGAGAGAGAGCUACCUAUCUGGAAAGGUGCUUACAAGAUAGCUCAAAAGAUGUUGCAGAUGAAGAAAACCAAAAUCAUUUGUGAUGGAGUUGUGAAGAAUGAGGCCCUGAUGGAAAGACUGAGGGCAUCCGCCUUCAAUGUCCUUUUGGCAGACCCGCUAUUUCCCAGUGGGGAGCUGGUUGCUGAGAAGCUGGGCAUCCCCUUUGUGUAUACCUUCGGGUUCUCCAUGGGCAACACGGUGGAGCAGCUCUGUGGAACACUCCCAGCACCUCCUUCCUACAUACCAACCACCCUAACCAGCCUAACAGAUAGGAUGACCUUCUGGCAAAGGCUAGAAAACUUCCUCAGCUACACUCUGCAGGAUUUCAUAUUUCAUUAUGUUCUCUGGACCAACUGGGAUAAAUACUACAGUGAAGUUUUAGGAAAGCCCACAACUCUGUGUGAGACGAUGGGGAAAGCAGAGAUUUGGUUAAUCAGAACAUACUGGGAUUUCGAAUUUUCACGCCCUUUCCUGCCCAACUUUGAGUUUGUUGGAGGACUUCAUUGCCAGCCUGCAAAACCAUUACCAAAGGAAAUGGAAGAAUUUGUUCAAAGCUCAGGGGAACAUGGUGUCAUUGUAUUCACUCUUGGAUCGAUGGUCUACAACCUAAGUGAUGAAAAAAGUAAUGUGAUCGCCAAAGCCCUCAGCCAGCUUCCACAAAAGGUCCUCUGGCGGUACAAAGGGAAAAAACCAGAAACUCUGGGCUCCAACACCAGGAUUUUUGACUGGAUACCACAAAAUGACCUGCUUGGCCAUCCCUUGACUAAGGCCUUUAUUACACAUGGUGGGACCAAUGGGCUCUAUGAAGCCAUCUACCAUGGGAUCCCCAUGGUUGGGAUUCCCAUGUUUGCUGACCAGCAUGACAACAUUGCUCACAUGGUAGCAAAAGGAGCUGCAGUUCAGGUGGAUUUCAACACAAUGAAGAUGCAGGACCUCGUUGAUGCACUGAACACAGUCAUUUACAAUUCCACCUAUAAGGAAAAUGCUCUAAAGUUAUCCAAGAUACAGCAUGACCAGCCUGUUAAGCCUCUGGAUAGAGCUGUCUUCUGGAUUGAAUUUGUCAUGCGUCACAAAGGAGCAAAACACUUGAGACCAGCUGCUCACCAUCUCACCUGGUACCAGUACCACUCCCUGGAUGUUCUGGCAUUCUUGUUCACCUGUACAGCCACUAUUGUCUUCAUUCUUUUCAAGUGCUGCCUAUGUUGCUGUAGAAGAUGUGGCAGAAUUGCAAAGAGGAAGAAAGAAUAGACACCUUGUUCCCAGCAGCAGUUUUCUUCUCCUAGGCUGAUUAAGUAAGGCAUUUAGGCAUAUUAUUUGGAGAACAAGUUUAUUGGGAUAUGCCUUAAGCUGGGCAUAUCAUGAAUGCACCACAACAAAGCUGUUGUUGGGCAGAGCUGCUUGCUUAGCCAGCAAAUUCUUUCUGGUCUAAAUAAAAUUGAAUUAUAGUUACUUUAUCCCUCGGGACCAUGUUAGCUGAUCACACAUGGUCCUUGCCAUGGAAAUUGUUGCUCUAAGUUUUCAAAUAUCUCAAACAUUUUGGUAUAUUUUGUAAAUUCAACCUGUGGGUCUGCAACUAGGCUCCUUAUCCUAACUCUGUCCUUUCCUCUAGUGUCAUGCAGGCUUGAUCACUGAUUCACAACCAAUCAUGCCUCCUCUCCUGUCAGAAAAGCUUUCUCCAGACUGGACAGUGAAUCCAAGAUCAUGGGCUCCUAAAAAAUGCCCAUCUGAAUGGCCAUGAUCAUGAAAACUGGGAGAUGCAAGUUGCAAAUGCCCUGACUACUUGGGGGCUGAGGGGAGACUUGAAUCCUAAGACCAUAAAAAAAAUACUUUCCUGGGAACCAUUUCUUUCCCAUUCAGUUUGGAAUUCCUACUGCACAGGCCAUCAUUCUAACUGCAACACUGCAGGCAUGUGAAAACCACUUCUGUCAGGAACUUGCCCAUCUUAACCCCCAAACGCCUCUGAGCCAUGCUAAUUGAUAAAUGCAGGAAAAGAUCUAGAGAGGGAACUUGCAAAGAGAUAACAUUCCAUGUGGGAACAGCAAAAUAGCCCCUUGCCUUGCCUGAAAAGUUGGACAGAAAAUGGUGCUGCACUUGGGUCAGAUAAGAGAGGUAGUAAAUGUAAUACUUCUUCAGGUGGAUAAAGAUGCCUGUAAAACGCUGCUAGUCCAGGCCUCCUGUUCUAGGUAAGGUUAUUUCACUGCUGUGCCAGCUUACUCAAGAAAAAACCUGUUAGAAUUUUAACUGAUAUUUUU